This is a messenger RNA of Ceratina calcarata, 482 nucleotides long. RefSeq lists its product as uncharacterized. The coding region runs from base 22 to 426 and encodes 134 amino acids. The record is from RefSeq and is a predicted model, not a curated record. NCBI's taxonomy places the organism in Eukaryota, Metazoa, Arthropoda, Insecta, Hymenoptera, Apidae. The transcript has a single exon.
AAAUCUCAUACGCCGGUAGUUAUGUCCGACGAAGAGGAUACAGAUAUAAAUAAGAAAUUCGAAGAUUUAUUGUUUGCCGAAGAACAAGCUCAACGCGGAGGAUACGAAGAAGGUUUUAAGGUUGGCAAAGAGCAGUUGGUAAACGGAUUUCAUCUCGGAUAUCACCGAGCCAGUCUCAUUGGUGCACAGUUAGGAUAUUACUGCGGCACCUUGGAACAAUAUUUAUACGGAAAUAAGUGCAAUUCGGAGAAAUGCGUUCAUAUCGCGAAGCAAUUAUUACAGGACAUUCACAGUUUCCCAAAGUUUAACGACGACACUGUAGAUAUACUGAAGGCUAUGGACGAUAUUAAAUUUAAAUAUGCCAAGUUUUGUUCGUUAGUAAAAAUAUGCCCGUCGUAUCCGGAAGCAGAGAAGCUUGAUUUUUAAUCGAGUGCAAAAUAUUACAUCUGACCAAAUGCAAAAUAAAGCGAUAUUACUUAUAA